GGAUGCCAUUUUGAAUUCACUUCCCAAGUCCUACCUGACCUUCCUUAGUCAUUAUAGAAUGACUAAACCUGAAGUAUCCUAUCAUGGUUUGCUAGGUUUACUGCAGACCUAUGAGAAGGAUCACCAACUCAAAAAGGAGUCGGUGAAUGUGGUAGGUGGGACUUCUGCAGGACUUUCUUCCUUUAAGAAAGGAAAGAAGAAGAAGGUGCAGAAAGCUUGUGCUGGGGUCUCUAAGCCCAAACAGACUAUGAAGCAGAAAUCUGAUCAGAGUAAGGCAGAAUGCUUCUUCUGCAAGAAGCAGGGUCACUGGAAGCGGAACUGUUCGGCUUAUUUAGCGUCCCUUGAUCCAAACAGGCCAAAGAAGAAAAUACAGCAAACAGUUGCUGCACAAGGGACUUCAAGUAAGUAGAAGAUUCAAGAACGGCGAUCGAUUCCUAAAUGUUGGUGAUGGAAGAUCUGUUCCAGUCCUAGCUUUAGGAGUCAUUGAGUUAUUUUUUGAGUCUGGAGUAGUUAUGUUAGAUG
Messenger RNA from Phoenix dactylifera (date palm), 522 nucleotides. Lineage: Eukaryota; Viridiplantae; Streptophyta; Magnoliopsida; Arecales; Arecaceae. The record is from RefSeq and is a predicted model, not a curated record.